Messenger RNA from Brettanomyces nanus, 984 nucleotides. RefSeq lists its product as uncharacterized. Gene Ontology annotation, cellular component: mitotic spindle pole body. The transcript has a single exon. The record is from RefSeq and is a predicted model, not a curated record. NCBI's taxonomy places the organism in Eukaryota, Fungi, Ascomycota, Pichiomycetes, Pichiales, Pichiaceae. Gene Ontology annotation, molecular function: GTPase activator activity. The coding region runs from base 1 to 984 and encodes 327 amino acids. Gene Ontology annotation, biological process: negative regulation of septation initiation signaling; activation of GTPase activity.
AUGCCUCCUACAGUGAAUCGUCCAUUAAGAAGGAAAGUAUCAAGGUUUUCGAAACCGGAAAAGAGAGGUCGUAAAAAAGAUGCUCUUGAGAAAUUCAUAGAGAGCGAUCAGACUGUGAUAGUGUCGAGUCUUAAUCAAUUACGAUACAACAUUUUAUGUGAGGGAAUCAAACACGGCGAGGAUGGACUAUGCCCAUAUCGGAUCUAUGUGUGGUCCAUCUUGCUCCGGACAGAACCCGUUGAAACUGACUACUACAUGCACCUCUUACAGAGCGGUAAAUCCAAUUCGUUUGAUAAAAUAUUCAACGACUCGUUUAGAACGUUCAAAAAAGACCAGAAGUUUUCCAAAAAAGUGUCAAAUGCCACGUUAAUUCGAGUGCUCAAUUCCUAUGCUUUGGAAAUUGAGGAAUCUCCGGACACAGGAAUAUCGCCCUACGUCCAGGGCAUGAACAUUUUGGUAGCACCAUUCACUUAUGUGAGCAAAAGCGAGCCGGAAGCAUUUGCACUCUUUUCCAGACUUCUCAUUAAAUACAUCCCCACCUAUGUGACACCCAACUUAUCGGGAGUACUGAACGGAGUGAAACUAGUGGAUAUUAUUUUGGAAUUGGUAGAUCCGAAACUAUACAACUACUUGAAAUCCAAACUGCUCACUGCUAAGAUUUACGCCCUACCUUCAGUACUAACGCUAAGCGCAUGCACUCCACCUCUCGCCCAAGUGCUUGAUCUCUGGGAUUUCUUGUUUAGCUACGGGGUUCAUUUGAAUAUCUUCUUUAUUAUAGCACAAUUGAUCCUCAUACGAAAAGAUCUCCUGAACUCGCAGAAUCCCAUGAUGCUCCUAAGGCAAUUUCCCGAUUUGGAUGCAAAGAAAGUCAUUAAGCUAUCACUUAGCUUCAUCAAAAUCAUCCCCGAGGACUUGUACGAUCUAGUGGUGAGGCACACCACCGACGAAACGGUAACUGAACAGAUCAACAGGUAUGUAACAUAA